UUGAAACCUGGGCGGCUAGCUGGCCUGCAGCACACCGUUUUGAAGGUCCUAGCCCACCUGGGCUGGCUUAAGCACAUGCCUGGCCGCUCCCACUCAGCACCCUGGGGCUCUGUCUUUGCUUCAGGCCACUCCUGUUCUCCGGCUGACCCCUGGUGGUCACGUGGAGCUGUUCGCCACGCAAGUCUGGGUCCUUCGGAGAUGGUCCGGGGUCCUUGCUGUCCGGGAGCCGCUCUUAAGCUGCCUGUUCGCGCGAGAGUUUGGAGGGGCGGGUUUGGGGUCGGGGUCUGAUUGGGGCUCUCACCGCAGCACACCCGAGACCCGCUUAGAUACCGGUUAGCGCCUGGGGAGCUGGGUCAGGCAGUCGCCAGGACACCCUGUGUGUGGCAAGCGGCGAAGCGCUCUGGAGAAUCCCGGACAGCCCUGGUCCGCGCAGCCAGGUGUAGUUUCGGGAGCCACUGGGGCCAAAGUGAGAGUCCAGCGGUCUUCCAGCGCCUGGGCCACGGCGGCGGCCCUGGGAGCAGAGGUGGAGCGACCCCAUUACAAGAAAGAUGAAAGGCUGGGGUUGGCUGGCCCUGCUUCUGGGGGCCUUGCUGGGAACUGCCUGGGCUCGGAGGAGCCAGGAUCUCCACUGUGGAGCGUGCAGGGCUCUGGUGGAUGAACUAGAAUGGGAAAUUGCCAAGGUGGACCCCAAGAAAACUAUUCAGAUGGGAUCUUUCCGGAUCAAUCCAGAUGGCAGCCAGUCAGUGGUGGAGGUGCCUUAUGCCCGCUCAGAGGCCCACCUCACAGAGCUGCUGGAGGAGAUAUGUGACCGGAUGAAGGAGUAUGGGGAACAGAUUGAUCCUUCCACCCAUCGCAAGAACUAUGUACGUGUAGUGAGCCGGAAUGGAGAAUCCAGUGAACUGGACCUACAAGGCAUCCGAAUUGACUCCGAUAUCAGUGGUACCCUCAAGUUUGCGUGUGAGAGCAUUGUGGAGGAAUACGAGGAUGAACUCAUUGAAUUCUUUUCCCGAGAGGCUGACAAUGUUAAAGACAAACUUUGCAGUAAGCGAACAGAUCUUUGUGACCAUGCCCUGCACAUAUCGCAUGAUGAGCUAUGAAUCACACUGGAGCAGCCCACACUGGCUUGAUGGAUCACCCCCAGGAGGGGAACAUGGUGGCAAUGCCUUUUAUAUAUUAUGUUUUUACUGAAACGAACUGAAAAAAUAAGAAACCAAAAGUACAAA
This is a messenger RNA of Saimiri boliviensis boliviensis (Bolivian squirrel monkey), 1223 nucleotides long. It is a transcript of the gene CNPY2, whose product is annotated as canopy FGF signaling regulator 2. Gene Ontology annotation, cellular component: endoplasmic reticulum. The record is from RefSeq and is a predicted model, not a curated record. Lineage: Eukaryota; Metazoa; Chordata; Mammalia; Primates; Cebidae.